Schistosoma intercalatum is the source of this 5684-nucleotide messenger RNA. The record is from the annotation of a GenBank genome assembly. Lineage: Eukaryota; Metazoa; Platyhelminthes; Trematoda; Strigeidida; Schistosomatidae.
GUGUGCGUAAGUCGGUUAUGUUCCGUUGUGUUGGUGUAUCGUAAUUCCUUACCUGACGUAGACUAAUUUUGACAUUUUUCCUAGUCAUGUCGGUGGCUGUUGACUUCUUUUUUAGAAAUCACUCACUGAAGCUGCUAACCUAAUAUUUACGAAUGUGUAUUACUGACUGAAUUUGGUGGGAAUAAGGUCUAAAUCUCAACUCUUUGAAGUGAGAAUUAAGAUACUUGAGGUAUGAUACGGAUCGCACGUGAAAUCUAGAAAAUUCACCAAAAAUCUAUUCAUAAUCUAAGAAAACUUAGAUAUCGUAUAUUAACUGUGAAUAAACAUCUUUAGACUCAACACUACAUAAGUGACUUCAAGGCCCAUUUUUGACCAGUUUGAUGUGAGACUUUGUCUGGCGCUUAAGUUUUAUUCAGCCCUACAUAGAAUAUAAUGUGGUUCACCCCUUUAUCCAAAUGGUCUUUUUCAAGUAUAUACAGAGAAACGCCAAACCACCCUUAAGUUUUUAGCUCAGAUCCUUCCAGGAACACCUGAAGCCAUUAGAUCUAUACCUCAGAAUAUAUAGUCCAGACUUACGCUUGUCACCCCUCCCGGAACAGCAUAGGCCGCCCACCAAGAUUCUCCACGAUUUAGAGGUGACGUCAGAAAAAUCUACAUCAUAACCACCCGAAACUAUCCCAUGGAGCGCUUCUACAGGUCAGACCGUCAUAAAAAUCCUAGAGGGAAUAAUUAAAAACCAUAUUUACCACGUAGCUGUUUGAGCUGGGUUUGCCUUUUGCUGUUCACUGGUAGUCAAGUUUAUGAAUUCACUGCCAUCUGAAGAGUAAAUAAAUUCUUCGGAGUCUCCUAAAGUAGAACUCUAAAUAACAUGUCAUGUUCUUAAUCCUUGUUAUUUUGUAUAAUUUGGUCCCUACCUGCAUCACACUGAUGGUCCAUUUCUUCUAGGCACGGAAGAGCAUUUGACGAAAACUUCAGUUCCGCCAACAACCAUUUUAACUGUUAGUAUUUUGUGAUAUAAUAGCUUUAAAUUCCACAUUUGUAACAUACCACAUCAUUAAUUUCCAAAUACUGGUCCAGAAUAAGUCUUAGUCUGUAGUAUUUAGACAUACCACUAGUAUCUUCGCACUGUAGACAGUUUAUUCUGGUACAGUAAGCUGUCUGACUAUGGAUGUUAUGUAAAAGCCGGAAUCCAACAAACUUAUGCUAGUCUUCGUGUUUUCUAUUUUGCAGGUUGUGUACCUUUGCUAGGAAGGUUAUUUCCGCUAGUCACUAAUCUAACAUUGCAAGUAUACUUGCUACAUGUCGCUCAACGCCUGACUAAAAGAGUCGUGAUGUUCGGGAGGUGAAGUGAAAAUUGAAUCGUCUUGGGUCUUUGAAACAACAAAAAUAACGAAUGAUAAUUCAUAAGUUAACUUUGUAUUGCAGACGGUUCUAUAGAAUUGCUGAGAGUGCCGUGAUGUGGCUUUUUCGUACUGAAAUUUGUUUAUUUCUGUCAGUUUCCGCCAUUCUUUCAGCGUUUUGUGUACUUGAGUCCAUACUCCACCCUGAAGAAAACUCAGAAACGUUGGAAGUGUUGACAGUAUCAAAUGAUACCAGUUCAGAUUCGGAACUUGACGAUAAUGCUUCUUCACCAAUCGAAAAUAUAUCAACUUUCAUAUCACUUGUCCUGGGGCUGUUUGCAGUUCUUUUGGUUCUCUGGAAAGUAGCUGUGGUUAUGUUUUUCGGAAGCUUGACAUCUGCUGAAAGAGUAUCCCUUUCCAAGUCUCUCUUUCGUUUUGUUCUUUUCCAUUUUAUCAUACUUUCCGGCGCAAUUAAUCCUUCUCGACUGACAAGUCUCUUGGGAUGGCUUUGUUGGUUCAGUAUUCUCGGUGUGUUGCACAUGUUAACAUCUGUGGCUUCUUCCAGAUGUAACCAAAUGUCGGCUUCUGGUGCCGUAAACAUGCGCCAGUGGUUGCGGAUAUACUGUAUGUUUAUUAUCAUUUCUUUUGCAAAUUGGUACUUACUUAAAGCCGGUUUGGAAAACUGCUUCACGUUGGCAGACAUAGAUGUCUCAACUAGUGGAGACUUUUUAGAUCUUCAUUCACGGAAUUCCUUCUUAACUGGCCUCAAAACACCAACUGUGUUGGGUGCAUUGAAAGCUAAAAUAACAGGGAAAAAGGAGCUUUUGUAUGAUGCUGUUGAUGUCGUCGCCCUACUUAUAUCUGAGUUUGCGCUUCUGAUGUGUACAAUAUCACAUCUUGUUUGUGGAUUAAUCAUACAGACAUAUGACCGUUGGUGUCUACGCAAUGGUCAAAGCUGGCAAUAUCAUUCAACAGUUAUGUACUAUUAUGAGCUCUUUUUCACAUGCUUUUACCGGCUAACAGAAAUAACACACUAUCUACAUCUUCUAUUAUGGAGUAGAGUGUUUUCUGUGGCUAGCCUUGUUGUUUUCUUGCAUAUACGUGUAUCUUACUCAAACCUGGCUAACAGUAUAUCUCGCCACCUAGCACAAAGACGACUAAUGAAAUACAUCAAUGAGAACUACCAGGCUUGCAAGACAGGGUAUUAUGUCGCUUCCAAGGAUGCUAGUGAAAAAACAGAAACAGACGAUAAGACUUCACAAAUGUUUUACUUUGAUAACGAAAAUCAAUCUGCACUUAUUUGUGCAAUAUGUUGGGAUGUUAUGACAGAUUGGCGUCGAUUACCAUGUCGUCAUGAUUUCCACGAACACUGUCUUCGUGCUUGGCUUGAACAGAAUCCAAGUUGUCCUACUUGUCGGCGUGAUUUGGGCAUACCUCCUAUACUUCUUCACAAUCAUAACAGGACACAACGGUCGGAAAACGUAGCAUUUGGUAUGCUUGUUCGAAACUUGUUCAAUAAUGUUGGAAACGAAGGUCCAACUAAUCGUAACGGAGUCAAUAAUGUACAGCCACUGAUUACACCUCAUAAUGCAAUUCAACCUAACCAAACGUCUGGCAUUUCCAGGAUGUUCGCUACGGCUGUAGGGUUAAAUCUUGGAUUAAGUAUUGGUUCUGCCCCAGUUGUCGCUGCUGCCGCUCAAACGGCUGCACUAAAUGCACUACCUCGUGAAUCAGGCACACAAGGUUCUGUUGCUAGUAUUUCUGGCUCACAGACUGAAGAAACACCAAAUGUCCAUACACAGAAUGAGGAUAAUUCAUCUGUACGAGAAGCAACGCAUACUGAUGACCAAAAUCAAACUACUCCAGGAAAUGAAGCUAGAGACCAAAUUAGACGUAGAUCUUUCCAUUUUGAUGGAUCACGCUAUUUCUCCUGGUUACCAUCUUUACAUGUUGAACUGUCUGAAGUAUUUCGUGAGGUAUUUCAUGUUGGUGGAAUUCAACCCUACAGUGCAAUUAACGAAUUGAAUAAUCAAACAAAUGGUCAACAAACGACAGGUUUUAAUCAUACUAAUGUUCAUAAUUCUAUGUUUAAUGGGAAUAGUGAUUUGAAUGUAUUACCAUUAUAUCUACGUUCUGCUGUUGACCAACUAACCAAUAUGUUCCCACAAUUCCCACGUUCUGUGAUAAUUGCUGAGCUUUUAGCUACAGGCGUUCCAGAUUUAGCAGCAGAAAACUUAAUGGCUAGACCAUCACCGAUAACCCCUACUUCAAGCUCUAGUAACAUGAUUCCUACUACUAGUGCUAUUGUAAAUCAGAAUGUAAGUCAUAUAAUGAUGCAUGUUAGGUUUUUUUCGUGUGAAAAUGCUGUUCUUUAUUGUUUAACUAUUUUUUAGAUGUUCGGCUUUUUUAUUGUAAGUACUUUUAGUAAUUAUGAUCGACCGAAAAUCCAUUCCUAAAAAUCAUAACCUUUGAAAUAUAUUUAGUUCUAAUUUUUUAAUUUUAAUGUUAAAUGGUAAAGAAAAGUUGGAAAUCUCUUAUAGUGUUGAUCAUAGUGGUUCAAAACAAAAUCAGUCUUAUAAAUCUGUAACAUUAUCACCGUAUCUUCACUACUUCCUUUGAUCCAUAUUGCUGUUGGUUUUCUCUUUUUUGUUAAGAAAUGUUGAGACCUCAGCAUAUGAAUAGGUUAUAAACCCAUUAUGUAUGCUUGUCACCAUCAGUUUUUGUAGUUGACUUCAUCUACAUGUAACUCACCAAACGCUUCAGAUCAGUAGUCAAUAGCUUUGUCGAUUAAUUACUUCUAUUCAAUCCGACUACAUAUUUUAUUUGGGAUCAUCAGUGAAUAUCAGGACAAACUGCUUUUCGUUUUCAGGCUACGUGGUAGUUAACUGUUCUCAGUCCGACGAUACAUUGAAAAUUUUAUCUUAACGAUAUACAGUUCACCUUAUUUGGUCAGUGGAAUAUAAUUGUCACAUUGAACGAAGUUCAUAUCUCUUAUCCUGGUCUAAAUUGAUACAAAAAAUAUUGACCUAUCUUAUCCCAUCAUAUUUAUCUGUACGUAGACUACUUCUGUAUCAUAUAUGCAGCGAGUACCUUAGGUAAUUUAACUUUGAUGCUUUUGAGUUUGGCCUUAGUAAAUUAAUCUAAAUUGAAUGCAUGCUACAACGAUAUUUGACGUGAAGUCUUUACAAAGAUGGGGAGGUGUUUCCAAACCACCUUAGUCAGAGAGUACUCGUUGCAUGUUUAUAUUCAUCCUUUAUUACUUUAAAUCUAUAUAGUAAAACGAGUUACUCAGGAAACUUGAUGCGUGAAAGCAGUUGUUAUGUACUGAACGAACACAGAUGGAGAAGACCAAUUUAUUGUUUAGCAUAAAAUUACGGUGUCUUCACAAAUUAUGAAAACCAUACAGUAGACACAUCAUUUGCACAUCUUUCACUUAUUUCUUGCAAACUUCGUUGUUCUUUCAUUCCUGUUGUUAUCUUGUUAGCUUUCAGUUUCCUUCUCUCUCCUUUUCGUUUCAAUCUUGUCAGCCGUCGGUUCUCAGGCAAUCCACUUCCGAUUGGUGUUACAUAUUACUAAUAUCUGCAAACAUAAGUAACAUACUCCAUAUUUAUCUCUUGAUUUUCGGUUUUUCUUUACCAAUAAAUAUUAUUACCGUUAUAGACGUGACUGUUUAACAUAUGCUGUCAUAUUAGUGAAAUAUGUAGUAAUUUGGUCGAAACUUCACAUGAGAUACGCUAAAUAUUUAGUAAUCAUCCAUAUUACUUCGAUCCAGCAUGUUAAAAUGCAAAAUUGUGGUCGUCAUGAAAUUUAAAAUAUACUACUGUCCGUGAUACGCAUUUUUUAUAAGAUAUCAUUUGGCCCUAAUAGUUCAUGCAGAGUUUAAGUUACUACUCAAUGUCAUAUGUUGAUUUGAGAUUUGCAAGUAAAAGUAAGUAUACAUCGACUAACAUUUUGUCUGUAAUUUUACAUCCUAACCAAACUAAGCAUCCAAAGACCGUACAUUACCCCUCUCCCUUCUUAAAUUUAUUGUUUAUUGGUUUAAUUGUUACGAUUCCAAUUUGUUUGUAACACCGUGUUUUAUAUUGGACACGUAUCUCAUAUUAUGGUAUGUGCAACUGAUGUCGGCAGAUGUAAGUAGUAUGUAUCAUCAAUCAAAAGUGAAGUGCCUGGUAGCAGAAGGUUAAGAAGAUCUAAGAAGAGAGAGCGAAUGGUGUGGAAACGAAAGAACACUGAAGUCUGAAACGGUUAAUUAACAUUUUGCAAAUGAAGUAUUUAUUGUACAGUUCUCAGAUUUUACUAAGACGCUCUGUAAUUUUGUAUUCAAAUACAUCCGAUUGUCCCCGC